Messenger RNA from Pieris macdunnoughi, 1314 nucleotides. Lineage: Eukaryota; Metazoa; Arthropoda; Insecta; Lepidoptera; Pieridae. The record is from the annotation of a GenBank genome assembly.
AUGACAGGGGUCACGAUCGAAGCCUGGCGCGGGAAACAGGGUCCCGCGCAGUGUCACCGUUGCCAGUCGUUCAGGCACUCAUCAGUCAACUGCCAUAAGCGAAUGGCGUGCGUUCGUUGCGCGGGGGAGCAUCGCGCGGCGGAUUGCACCAGGCCGAAAGAUGUGCCGGCGACCUGUGCCAACUAUGGGGGGCCUCACCCCGCCUGUCACUCGACUUGCCCUGUGCGCAAGGAGGAGGAGCGGAACCGGCGCUCGGGCACGUGUGCCCGAACGGCGCCGUCUGGCCCCUUGCGCCAACGCCGCAACAAUCCAAGCAACAUUCAACAUCCGCCUGCGGUCGCCCCUUUGACGUCCGGCGUCGCACCUACAGUUGACGAGGAGGGCUUCGUCACUGUGCGACGCCGCACGAGACGCGGUGGCCGCAAGCGAGGUCCCGCCGCACCUUCGCUUGCCGCACAGGAGGCAGGCCGCGCUGCCGCGCUCCAUACGGUCUCCGUGGACGUCGCCAACCGCGCCGCCGCCCCAGCCUCAGCACCGUCACUACCCAGAAUGGCACCACCUCCACGCUCGCGCACCAGUUCUCAGGACAUCGACGUCGCCCUGGUCAGCGAGACGCACCUCACUGCGGCAUCCAGGUUGCGCAAGUACCAAGUCUACCGCCAGCACCACGUCGACACCACUGGUCGCGCCUACCGUGACCUAGCAGUCAUGGUGAGGCGCCGCAUACCGCAUCGGUUGCUGCCCGACGUGGCCGUCACCGAAUGCUCGGCCCUGGGAGUGGAGCUGCAGCUCGCAGAUCGCCCCACAGGCUUCUUCGCGGUCUACGCCGCUGGCGACUGGAACGAGAAGCACCCGUCGUGGAAUUCGCGGAUCGCCAACAAGCGGGGCCCCGUCGACAAAUAUGAGCCAUUAGCCGCGUCCAGACCGACUGAGCGCGAGCCAAUAAUUCGGCCGGUGUGGAUGCUUUCACGCGCACUGCCUGUUUUCCACGCUUUAACAGGAUGCGAUUUUAAUCCAGCAUUUACUCGGUACAUUGCCAAUUUGUGGAGGAAUGCUUACAAAUCCGACGUCACUGACCUUGAACCAACCGAUCAUGGGUGGAAUGAAAAUAAUAAUAAAUUCGAGUUCACGUGGUUUAUCGGGAAUCCAUUGCCCGAUGCGUAUGAAAAUGUUGUUGUAUCGCCGGAUAUUCUGGCCAACGAGAAUGACACCGAGGAUAGCAAUGACGAGACGCUUGAUUCAAAAAUUUUAAUUGUGGAUAAGGAGCCACAAUAUGAAAGUUCCAGUGAAGAAGAAGAAGAUGAAUUGUAUUGA